Messenger RNA from Oryza sativa Japonica Group (Japanese rice), 1059 nucleotides. Its product is annotated as glycine-rich protein A3. The record is from RefSeq and is a predicted model, not a curated record. NCBI's taxonomy places the organism in Eukaryota, Viridiplantae, Streptophyta, Magnoliopsida, Poales, Poaceae.
AGCUGGGCCCCACGCGGCAGUGACACGCAACGGACGUGGCCGCCUCCUAUAUAGGCGGAGGAGACAUCGCCCGCAGAAUUGCAGAGCACCAAUCAAUCCUUCCUCCCAGCCAAGAUCUUUCUUCCUCCUCCUCGUCUUCAGGACUCAAUUCGUCUUCUGAUAGCUUAGCUUGAUUGGGGUGGGUGACAAUGGGAGGUGGCAAGGACAAGCAUGACGAGAGCGACAAGGGGCUCUUCUCUAACAUGAUGCACGGCGUUGCCGGCGGCCAUGGGUAUCCUCCUCACCAGGGAUACCCUCCUCAGGGCUACCCGCCGCCGCCGGGAGCGUACCCGCCUCCUCCGGGGGCUUAUCCCCCUCCUCCUGGGGCUUACCCUCCACCACCUGGGGCAUACCCUCCACAGCAUGGGUACCCUCAGCCUGGUGGCUACCCUCCACCUGGUGGUUACCCCCAACAUGGUGGCUACCCUCCUGCGGGCUACCCCGGAUCAUCUGGGCACCAGGGCGGCCAUGGGAGUAGCGGUGGAGGACACAUGGGAGCAAUGCUGGCUGGAGGCGCCGCUGCGGCUGCUGCAGCCUAUGGGGCACACAAGAUCUCUUCUCAUGGCCAUGGUGGACACAUGGGCUAUGGAGGCCAUGGAGGCUUUGGUGGUUACGGCCAUGGCUACGGCGGUCACCACGGCGGCAAGUUCAAGCAUGGCAAGCACGGCCACCAUGGCAAGUUCAAGCAUGGCAAGCAUGGGCACGGCAUGUUCGGUGGUGGCAAGUUCAAGAAGUGGAAGUAAUGCGCAUGAUCUGAUCAUGCUGGAACUCUGUUUAGGCUUUAACUGAAGUGCUUGCGCUUGGCUGGUUAAAAGCCUAAAAAAAGCCUCUCGAAUGUAUCUAAGCAGGAUGGAGCUUUGCUCAGUUGCUGCUCCCAUCCUUCCUCUAUGAUUUGGUACUCUAGUAUGUGGCUCAGUGACAAUAUGGCUUGCUAAUAAUUAAUUAAAUACCUUCUGACGCUUAUGCACAUCUGUGUUCUAAUGUUCUAUAGCCUGAUAGAUAUGAUGUGUUGAAACCUUC